AUGGAUACGACUUUAGCCGGCCUGCCUGGAGUUGUAGCGCUGGAUGACGUCACCUUUGUGGGGCGCAUAGAACAUGAGCCCAGGAGGAACCUGCACGCACCUUUCAAAAGAAUCACUAAGAGUGGGCUUCAUGUACGCAUGGAAAAACGCUGGUUUUCAAAAUCCCCAAUCAACCAUCUUGGAUACAUCAUCGACAAGCAUGGACGACGCCCAGAUCCGAAGAAAAUUGAAGCAAUCACCAAGAUGCCCGUCCCUCGAGACAUUUCACAACUUCGAUCUUCCUUAGGUCUCCUAGGCUAUUGCGGUGCUUUCAUAAAAGGGAUGCGAAGCCUGCGUGCUCCUCUCGACGCUCUCUUGACGAAGAAUGCGAAAUUCAACUGGUUCAAGGAAUGCAAUGACAGUUUCAAUAGAGCAAAAGCAAUACUUUGUUCAGAUCUUUUACUCGCACAUUACGACCCUAAUCAGGAAAUAAUCAUAGCCGCUAACGCAUCAGGCUAUGGAUUGGGUCAAUGAUCUCACAUCGUUACGAGGACGGAUCAGAGAAGGCACGCCUCUCGCUCACUUCAGCCAGCCGAAAAGAAUUACAGCCAAGUCGAAAAAGAGCACUUGUGCUUAUAUUCGCCGUCCAAAAACUUCACAGGAUGUUUCAUGGGCGCAAAUUCACGCUUUCAACGGACCAUAACCCCCUGCUCGCUUGGUUCAAAAAAAAAAGGAAUUCCAGUAUACGCCGCUAACAGAUUACAAAGGUGAGCAGUCUUUUGACAGUCCCAACCUUCUGGCAUAGGAUUUUCAUAUCCAGUACAGCUCGACAGAAAUUUCGGGCAGGCAGAUGCACUUUCACGCCUCAUUGCAACAUACUCGGCCCUGGAAGAAGAGCGAGUACCGGUGCAAUAUCCGCAGAUGAGGACAUCAACCACAUAUUCACCAACGCUGUUCAAGCACUACCGGUCACAGCGGAUGAAGCCUGGAAAGGGACUGCCCAGGAUCGUCUCCUUCAACAAGUCAACAGCUGCCUCAGAGAAGCAUGGUUGACAAAAAACCACAAAUCCCAAGUUUCUUUGUUUCUACAAUCGUCGGAAUGCACUUUCAACUCUCGACGGAUGUCUUCUAAUAGCCGAUCGAGUGGUCAUCCCAGAACUCCUGCAGUCAAACGUUCUUCGACAGUUACACAAUCGACAUCCUGGAAUCGCACGCAUGAAGGCCAUAGCCCGCAGCUAUGCCUACUGGCCUGGAAUCGAUCAGGAUAUCGAAAAUACUGUGCGGCACUGCACCAAAUGCUCUACAGUCGCUAGGCUUGUAAUCAAGACACCCUCGCGUCAUGGCCGCGACCCAAUGGGCCCUGGACUCGAAUUCACGUCGAUUACACCGGCGUAUACGAAGGAACUUAGUUUUUAG
Messenger RNA from Haemonchus placei, 1395 nucleotides. The record is from the annotation of a GenBank genome assembly. NCBI's taxonomy places the organism in Eukaryota, Metazoa, Nematoda, Chromadorea, Rhabditida, Trichostrongylidae.